Molecule: messenger RNA, 1577 nt
Organism: Mucor mucedo
Lineage: Eukaryota; Fungi; Mucoromycota; Mucoromycetes; Mucorales; Mucoraceae
Exons: 5
Coding region: 52-1518 (488 amino acids)
Biological process (GO): molybdate ion transport
Molecular function (GO): molybdate ion transmembrane transporter activity
Source: RefSeq, a predicted model, not a curated record
UGUUACACGGACUUUUUUUAAACUACGCAUUUUUUUUUAUUUAUUUGUACAAUGCUGCUUUGCAGAAUCUUUUUUUUUUUUUUCCUCUUCUUCCCUUCUUUCAUCAUGAAUUAUUUACGACGUUACAGAGAAAAUUUUACCUUGCAGGAGAUAUCUGGCAGCUUGGGUGAUCUUGGAACCCUUUUACCCAUUAUGAUGUCUUUGGCAGUUUCAGGCCAGAUCAACCUUACAAGCACCUUGUGGUUCACAGGUAUAUGGAAUAUUCUAUCAGGAUUGAUGUUCCAGGUGCCUGUUUGUGUCCAACCAAUGAAAGCCAUCGCUGCUGUUGUCUUGACCAAACACAUGUCAAUCAAUGAGAAUAUGGCAGCCGGGUUAUCGGUGGGUGCUAUUAUAUUUGUCCUUGGUAUAACUCGAACAAUCCAUCUCAUUGGAGCUUUUACCCCUACUCCUGUUAUUAAAGGUUUACAGCUUGGUACAGCGAUUCAACUCAUUAUCAAAGCGCAUAAUCUGAUCCCCGGUCUUAAAUGGACGAUUGAUAAAAGCAACUGGGCCAACAACAAUACAUGGGUGUUAUUAGCAUUUAUUUUUGUCGUAGCUUGUUAUCGUACACGUAUCCCGUCUGCUUUAAUCAUUUUUUGUAUUGGUCUCAUCUUUGCACUAGUCUUGAUGUUUGCUACCACUGCCGGAGCUGAUUUACCACGACCCAGCGUGAUUGGAGGUCAUUAUCCUGAUACCGUGAUUGUACCUAGCGCGUCUGAAUUCCGUACUGGCUUCUUAAAUGCGGGUUUGGGACAACUUCCAUUGACUUCAUUAAACUCAGUCAUUGCAUUGUGUGCAUUGAUCGAUGACUUGUUUCCUAAAAAGCACGCUACUACAUCUCGUGUAGCCAUGAGCGUGGGAAUAAUGAACCUGAUCGGAUGUUGGUUUGGUGCUAUGCCACUCUGUCAUGGAUCUGGUGGGUUAGCCGGUCAAUAUCGUUUUGGUGCUCGAACAGAAGUCUCCGUUAUCUUUUUGGGUGCAUGCAAGUUACUUUUGGGAAUACUAUUUGGUAGCUCGCUGGUCGGGUUACUACAAGCCUUCCCUACCUCGCUCUUGGCAGUCAUGUUAUUUAUAUCAGGUGUUGAAUUAGGAAGUGCUGCAAGAUCUGUAAAUGAUUUUGAACAGGACGAAGUGCGAAAAAGAGAGAAUUUUACCAUCAUGCUAUUAACAACAGGUAGUUUGGUAGCAUACUCGAAUGAUGGUAUUGGGUUCAUAUCAGGCCUUGUUUCGGCUGCUUUAUUGUCCAUGCAACGUCUUGGUAUACGUACCUGGUUUGAGCAUACUAUGCAGGGAUUCAGAUCUGUGCCACAACAAUGGAGAGAUCAAAGUCUCCAGGUGCCUCAAAGUUUACCAACCACUGCUGUAGAUGAAACUAUCGUAAGCAGACAAGAGGAAGCCGUCUUAGUAUCAGAUAUGAAUAAACCUCCUAUCUAUGACAAUCAAAUGAAGGCAGGAUCUUCAUCCACGGUGAACAAAUAACUACUAUCUAAACCCCCCAUUCUUAUAAUAAUAAAGCUUACAUUGAUACACAUACAAAA